Molecule: messenger RNA, 2367 nt
Organism: Podospora anserina S mat+
Lineage: Eukaryota; Fungi; Ascomycota; Sordariomycetes; Sordariales; Podosporaceae
Exons: 2
Coding region: 1-2367 (788 amino acids)
Biological process (GO): glycerophospholipid catabolic process
Molecular function (GO): glycerophosphocholine phosphodiesterase activity; protein binding
Source: RefSeq, a predicted model, not a curated record
AUGAGCAACGGUCCGGCCCGAUCACAAAGCACCACUUCCAUCCCCAUUACCACCGUCAAGAUGAGGUUUGGGCAGAAUUAUCACCGGAAUUUUGUUCCGGAAUGGAGUGAGCACUAUUCCGCAGACAUCUAUGAGUACUUAGACAAUGCCGUUCCUGCUCUAAAAGCCUUCUACCAACACGAAAUCAACACCGACAGCUUCCAGCAAGGAGAUUUGGAUAAACUGCAGUGGUUUGGAAGAGUCAACGUGGACGCUAUCGAAAGAAUCAUAACAAAGCUUAAGCGAAAUGGUCACGCUGGCAGCCAAGAUCCCAGCAGAUUUGGCUUCUGGAAAAACUCACGGCAAAUGAAACUUUACAAUCAGCAAAAUGGGAAUGGGCUCCAGGAUGGAAUUCUCCCCAACAAGCCGAGAACAGCGAACCCUCUCCAGGUGGCGAUCAGGAAUCAAGAUGGCGAACGGGUUCUUGCUCUGGUACAAGACUCAAAAAACCUGCGCUAUCUAUCUGCCCGUGGGGAAAACGCCCUCCAUGUUGCCGCUCAACUUGGUCGGCUCGAUUACACAAAUCUUCUUCUCAAAGCUUUGACCAAAAGUGGUCUCGACCAUGACAUUCCCGACAUAUCAAGAGGUUGGACACCGCUCUUCUUUGCCGCCGUGGACGGCCACUUCGAUAUCGUACAACUACUGCUAGAGGCGGGGUCGAAUCAGCACAAAAAGGAUCAUUUCGGGUGGACUGCCAAAGAGUACGCUGUUUUCAAAGGGCACCUCGCCGUGGCUGGUCUCUUUGAAACCACCGAUACCGAUGGGCUGACUGGUGGACCUGAACAGAGUCCAAUUGGACCCUCCGUUUACGCUCCUGAGCACUGCAGUGAGGGUGAGCAGAUCAUUAUUGCCACGCUGGGGAGUUCGAGGAAAGACAGGGUAGUGACGGAAGUCGAUUUGAGCUACUGCUCCUCGGUAUACACCCCCGGAACAAACCAAGACGUUGCUUCUUUCUACCUAACCAUAUCAGCCGUGGGAAACAAGUCCCAACUCCGACGGAAAGUGCAGCUUCCCAUCCUGGACGAUCAAAUCAACGACCCCUUUAUCUUUACAAUUUCUUCAGAUGUCGCAGCACAGUUGAUAUUCCACGUUUACCGCGCCACCCCUGAGGGAAAUGUCCUGCUUGGAAGCGGGACCGCUCUUCUUGAGGGGAAUUCCCAUCAAUUUGGAACAGGACGACAGAGUCUCAUCCGCGAGCAGACUGUUCCCAUCUUGGACAAAGAGACGAUGAGUGUGGCCGGAACAGUCACAUUCACCUUCCUCAUUGCCAAACCAUAUGUCCAUGAUCUUCAGGGGCCACAGGGAUUUUCUACACCAGAAGAAUGGAAAACAGCGCUCACGCCAGUGUCCUCGCCACCUUUGCUCGUUGGACAUCGAGGCACCGGCCAAAACCUCAUCGCCAACAAACACCUCCAAAUAGGAGAAAAUACCGUCGGCUCCUUCCUCUCAGCAGCCACUCUCGGCGCCUCCUUUGUCGAAUUCGACGUCCAAGUCACCCGGGAUCUGCAGGCAGUCUGCUUCCACGACUUUUCCCUCAGCGAGUCCGGUACCGAUGUCCCCGUUCACGAUCUCACGCUGGAUCAGUUUUUACAUGCGAGCAAAAUCCAAUCUCCGCACGGAAAUCCCCUUUCCAUGCUUGGGAAGCCUCGUUCCCAAGAUGAAGGUAGCAAUGCCAGACCACGAUCUCGCUCACUGGGGGAACAGUUCGAGGCAGGGGCGAUCCAGAUCCGGGACAGGAUGAAGCACACGGUUGAUUUCAAGCUCAAAGGUUUCAAGCCAAACACCAGGGGGGAAUUCAUCCAGGAUUCAUUUGCUACUCUCAAGGACAUCCUGACGCAACUGCCGGAGGAGAUAGGGUUGGAUAUCGAGAUCAAAUACCCUCGUUUACACGAAGCGGUCGAUGCUGGUGUGACUCCGGUGGCUAUCGAGUUGAACACCUUUGUUGAUGUUGCUCUUGAUACGAUACGGCAGCACAACAAGAAGGGUUCCAAGAGGAAGAUCGUGCUUUCUUCGUUCACACCAGAGAUAUGCAUUCUUCUGUCUCUGAAACAAAAGGCUUACCCGGUGUUUUUUAUUACGAAUGCUGGCAAGAUUCCCAUGACGGACAUGGAGGUUAGAGCGGCUAGUGUUCAAGUGGCUGUGAGGUUUGCCAGACGGUGGAAUUUGACUGGGAUAGUCUUUGCGUGUGAGGCGUUGCUGUUGAGCCCAAGGUUGGUGGGGUAUGUGAAGAAGAAGGGAGGGCUGGUGUGUGCUACCUAUGGGGAGCUGAAUAACCAAGCGGAGGUGGUGAGGGUGAGUAACUAUCGAGUAAUCAUAGGGCUGAGCUAA